CAUAAUUCGGUUCUUCUAGGUCCGAUAUAUUUAGGUUUUUGUAGCCGGUAAACUACCAUUGGUUUUUGGAUAACUACCAUUGGUUUUUUAAAACAAAAUAUGAACGGAAAGCUCUUUCAAAAGUAUGGUAGUCGAUAUAUCUCGGUACUAAGUCGUGUGUGGUCCGGGGGCAGUUCGCAAGUCGUUAAAAAUUCCGAAGAAACUCUGCGGAAAGCUCUAGAGCUUAAAUUUCCAAAGGCAAAGCACAUCGUAGUUACUGACAUUUCUGGCGGAUGUGGAUCAAUGUACGAGAUUUCCGUAGAAACAACAGAAUUCAAAGGUUUAUCUACUGUGAAACAACACCGAUUAAUCACGGAAACACUGAAGAAUGAAAUAAGAGACAUGCAUGGCCUCAGAAUAUACACGUCGAUAGGAGAGUAGAGAUAUUCAAAGAACAUACCU
Messenger RNA from Anopheles darlingi, 441 nucleotides. Its product is annotated as bolA-like protein 3. The transcript has 3 exons. The record is from RefSeq and is a predicted model, not a curated record. NCBI's taxonomy places the organism in Eukaryota, Metazoa, Arthropoda, Insecta, Diptera, Culicidae. The coding region runs from base 100 to 420 and encodes 106 amino acids.